AUGGAUCUCAAGGAGAUCAAGUUCAUGAACGCCGGCCUUCUAUUCGUGGCGACUCUAUUAUUUGUGAAGAUACUCUCGGUUGUCUUAGCUUCAAAAGGUCGGAAACGGCUGCCCCCGACUGUGAAGGCUCUGCCGCUCAUCGGAGGCCUUUUGCGGUUCCUCAAGGGGCCGAUAAUAAUGAUCGGUGAGGAGUACAGGAAACUUGGUAGCGUCUUCACGCUGAAGGUGGUUAACAAGCGUAUAACCUUCCUUAUUGGACCGGAGGUGUCCGCACAUUUCUUCAAGGCGCCGGAGGCCGAGCUUAGCCAGCAGGAGGUGUACCAGUUUAAUGUGCCGACUUUUGGUCCGGGUGUGGUCUUCGAUGUGGAUUAUAGUGUCCGGCAGGAGCAGUUCCGGUUCUUCACCGAAGCACUAAGGGUGUCCAAGCUAAAGAGCUACGUUGAUCAGAUGAUUGUCGAGGCUCAGGUAUGAACUUGUAUCAAAGAUAUUUUCUUCUUUUGUCUUUUACUUCAUUAUAGUUAGAACGAAUAAUAAAAUGCGUGGCUGAUCUUUUCCCUUCUGUUGCGUCAUUGUCUGCUACUGUAAAAGGUAGAAGAGAUGCGAUCAGAUGCCCACUUUUUUUUUUCUGAAGAAUGUGAAACGUUUCGUCUUGCGUGCAUGGGUUCAGGAAUUUUGUGGCGGCCGUUUUUUCUCUUAUGUCGAAGCUCUCAUGUCCAAGAUCUGAAGCAUGGUUCAUUUACAGUGAUCGAGAGUUAUAGAUUCGUGUAGUAGAUUUCAAAAAUGAAUUCGAGGUAGAUUUGACUGACAGCUUGAAUGGCCUUCCCACACUUGAAACGGCUGCCCUCUUAUGUAGCUUGUUUCUUCAGCUUUUGCCUUGAACAUCCGUUUGGAGAUGGAUGGGAUAAGGAUAAGGACCUAUAUCUGGGAGAGAAUAAGUGUCUCUGGUUAAAUAUUCUGAAGCAUAUGGUUCUCUUGCUGCAGAAGAUAUCUCCAAGAAAUAGUUCAAGGGUUCUUGGAACCUACCUAACAUCAAAUCUCCAAGAAGAUAUCUUUAGAUUUGAUGUAUAGAGGAUUGUACCUGUCAACUUAAGCCGAAUCUUUUGUUACCCAAAUAGGAUUUUUUUUUAAAAACUCACAAAAUGAUGAUUUAUUUUGCAUUAACACUUGCAUGACACUGCUGAUCAUAAAGUGAGACCUAAUCUCCGUGAAGAUUGGACAAAUUCAACACGCUGACAGCAAUUGCCUGUUUUUUCCUUUGUUACUUCUAGGACUACUUCUCAAAGUGGGGUGAGAGCGGCCUGGUGGAUUUGAAGUACGAGCUAGAGCAACUCAUCAUCUUGACGGCCAGCCGAUGCCUCCUGGGCAGGGAAGUGAGGGACAAGCUCUUUGCAGAUGUGUCCGCCCUCUUCCACGACCUCGACAAUGGGAUGCAGCCCAUCAGCGUCCUCUUCCCCUAUCUUCCGAUUCCCGCCCACCGCCGCCGCGACCAGGCGAGGAAGAAGAUUGCAGAGAUCUUCAGGACGAUCAUUAACUCCCGCAAGAGCGAGGGCCGAUAUGAAGACGACAUGCUCCAGUGCUUCAUUGACUCCAAGUACAAAGACGGCCGUGGCACCACUGACGAUGAGAUCACCGGUCUCCUCAUCGCCGCCCUCUUCGCGGGUCAACACACCAGCUCAAUCACCUCCGUCUGGACCGGUGCCUACCUCCUCCGCCACCGAGAGCACUUCUCAGCUUGCAUCGAGGAGCAGAAGGGCAUCAUGCAAAAGUGCGGCAAUGGAGUCAACCACGACGUCUUAUCAGAGAUGGACACCCUCCACCGAUGCAUCAAGGAAGCUCUACGGCUCCACCCGCCGCUAAUUAUGCUGCUCCGCCACUCCCACAGAGAAUUCACCGUGAAGAACCGGGAAGGAGUGGAGUUUGACAUUCCAAGGGGCGACAUUUUGGCGACAUCGCCAGCAUUUGCCAACCGGCUGCCGCAUAUUUUCAAGGACCCGGACAGCUACGAUCCUAGCAGGUUCGCCACCGGCAGGGAGGAGGACAAGGCGGCCGGGGCCUUCUCGUACAUCUCGUUCGGCGGCGGUCGCCAUGGAUGCCUCGGCGAGCCCUUCGCCUACUUGCAGAUCAAGGCCAUAUGGAGCCAUCUCCUGAGGGAGUUUGACCUAGAACUCGUCUCCCCCUUCCCGGAGAUUGACUGGAAUGCCAUGGUCGUUGGUGUCAAGGGGAAGGUCAUGGUGCGGUACACCCGCCGGAGGCUGGCUGUGGACAGCUGA
Spirodela intermedia is the source of this 2270-nucleotide messenger RNA. The record is from the annotation of a GenBank genome assembly. NCBI's taxonomy places the organism in Eukaryota, Viridiplantae, Streptophyta, Magnoliopsida, Alismatales, Araceae.